CCGAGCGGAGCGUUUUCGUGUCAUUUCGUUAUUAUUGUCCGAUGCCAAUCCUAAUCUGAAAGAUGGCUAUUCUUGCUUACUGUUGUAUUAUUCUCUUGUUUAUUUGUUUUAUCUUGUUUACUAAUGAAGCAAGUCCAAGUUCUUUAAAACCGUGUACCUUUAGUAACUUUGAACGAAUAAUUCUACCGUGUAAUAUAACUGAAAAGAAACGGAAAGCUGUUUAUUAUAUGAACGAAGAAUGUGAUUUGAAGCAUAGUGACAGUAUUACUCCUCCUAAACCUAUCAAUGACUUGCUUUGCAAUUGUGAUGCAGGUUAUGGACAAACAAGCAAUGCUGUAGUUAACAUUACUUGUGUGAAGUGUAAACCAGGACAAUUUAAUCAUGGCGGAGAGAUUCUAUCAGAUUUUACAAACUGGAGUGACAGUUCUGGAAAACUUGGCUUAACUUAUAGGGCUUACUCUUACUGCAGUGAUUUUUUAUCAAAAAAACAGUGUGAAUCAUGGGGAGCUGGAGGUAAUGGUGAAUAUUUGGUAUCUGGAGACAUUAAAAACACUACUGACAUACGCUGCUUCGAACAAUCAUACUUAGUUCUUAACAGGCAAUUUUCUGGUUUGCCUGGAAACAACAAAAUUUCAUUUCUUUAUAGAGUUGAUGGAAGGGAAUGCGAUAUUGACCAUGUAAAUUAUUGUACAAACGGGUUGUUUUUUUAUGUGAACGGAAUACAAAAAAUGCAUAGCGACUAUCAGUUCCAGUGGAAAGAGUUUACUACUGAAGUUGAUCCCGGUCCUGUACAAUUUAAGUUUCUUUAUCAGCGAAGUUGUUCAAAAGCAGCUAUCUCAGAUGUUGCCUUCAUCAAACAUUUAUCAAUGGUUGGUUCAUUUUCAACAGAAAGUAAGUGCUCAGAAUGUCCUGCUGGAUCAUAUUCUUCCCUUGAUGGAGCAACAGAAUGUCUGAAAUGCAACCAAAAUUACUAUCAAGAUAAAAUAGGUCAAUCACAAUGUAUUCCUUGUCCUAAAGGUGAAUUUUCUGGUAUUGGAGCAAUCAGUUGUUUUAAGCUUCCUGAUUGCACUCAGAAAGAUUUUUAUCUUUUGCCUGACAGCGUUGCAAAAUGUAAAAAAAACAGCAGUGGUUCAUGGUUAAGAAAUCAAUCUAUAUACGUUCCAAAGUGGCCAAAUGUCUCAGACACUUUAUGUAAUGUAUUAACAAAUGCUUCUGAUCAAUACAAGCGACCUGAUAAUCCACAAAUAAUGUGCUAUUGCCAACCUGGAUAUUUCUUAGAUGUUUCUGGACCUAUUCCCAAAUGUACUAUUUGCAAACUUGGGUUAUACUCUGAUGGUAUACAAACUGAGUGCAUGCCUUGUAAAUCUGGAUAUGCUGCAUUACGUGGUUUAUACAUGGAUCAUUUUCCAGAAGGCCCGUUACCUAAUGUUUUCAAGCAGUCUUGCAGUGGAGAGUUUUGUAAGGAUGAAGAACUAAUCUGGGAACCACGUGGGAAUUACAUUGCAACACGUCGUUUACCUGGAUCAUUUGAAACUAUAUUAGAAGUCAUUGGUGUUGAAAUUGAUUAUUUUAAUCCUGUUUUGACCUUUAGCUGCUCAGUAGACUGUCGUUUAAAUUCAAAUGAUUCUAAAUUAGCAAAGCUCAGUCAUUGUUACCUAAAGUAUUAUGUUUUAAAAGAUGGGCAGCCGUAUUUUGAUGGAGAUUGUGUUGAUAAAUAUAGCAGUCAUUUGAGAAAUGGUACAAUUUUUACUCAUCAACAUAAUUUAACUUUCCCUGGAAAUUAUUCAUUCAGGUUUUUUUUCCAUCACGAAGAUGAAGGUAAAUUCUCCUUAAUAAGCUUUGAAGCUCGUAUUUAUUAUGUUGAUUUACUUGGUGUUAAAUAUGGUUCGGCUAAGCAAUGUACUGAAUGCCCAGCUGGUACAGUUGUUUCUAUGGAUCAAUCAACUUGUGAAAAAUGUCCUAAUGGAACAUUUAGUAGAAAAGGCUCAACAAAGUGUACUCCUUGUCCAUUAGGGACAUUCGCUUCUGAGGUUGGAAGUGAGUCAUGCAUUAUGUGUGGCAAUGGGACAACUUCAAAUGCAAGACGUGAUGACUGUGAAUUUAAUGGUUGUAUUUUUUCUCCUGAAAAAGAUUUAAAUUUCGAUCUCUCACCACUUAUUAGUGAUGGUGGACCAAUGUAUGAAGUGAAAACAUAUCGCACAAAUUCCUACUUAACACAGUUGUUUUACAUUAACAUUUGUUCUAAAAAACACGACAAUACCUCUUGUGCUGUAAAUUCUGUAGAAACAGAUCCAAUUACUAAUACAAAUUUUCCGACACAGAAACUAUUGAAAACAAUGGCAUGCAAGAGGUAUUAUUUUGAUAAAAUGAACAGUUAUUCUAUUGGAGAAGUGUUGAGUUUUGAAGCAUUAGAAGGUGAAAAAAAGCGUAGUGGCCUAAAGAUAACUCUUACUGGUGGCCAAUCUUGCUGGAAUAAAUGGAGAAGAUAUAUCUCUCCUCAGACUACCAUCUUGAUGAUAUGCGAUCUUGAAGCUGGAGAAAAUCGUCCAGAACCAUUAAAUAAUUUUACAGCAAUUGAUGAUCGUAAUUGUAUCUAUGAAUUCAUGUGGAAAACACUGUAUGCUUGUCCUUUAUGCACUCAAGAUGACUAUUCAGAAGUUUUUUCUGAGUGCAAAAAUGGCUAUCAAUACAAAACAAAGACUAAGAAAAAUAAAUGUCGAACAGCAGUUGGUGAAAAAGAAUAUUCUUUAGAACGUUUUCCUUGCAAUUUAAUAGCUACUAGCAUAUCGUCAAAAAGUCCAAAGUUUACAACAUUGGUGAUAACAAUUUUAAUUGCUAUUACUUUGAUUAUUGCUCUACUAAUCAUUCUGAUCUAUCUUAUCCGAAGAAAUCGUCACCUUCGUUCCAACUUAUUUGCACCUGGUCAGUCAUUUUCAAAAGUACAACAUGAAGAUGAAGAUGAGCUGGUUGAUAACAUGCAAACUUAAAUUUUUAUUGAAAUCAAAGAAAUUUGAGUUCAAUGAUUUUUUACUUUUUAUAACUGUUUUAUAGUUUUAUAUUUGGCAGAUAUCUUGCCUGUCAAGUAGUUUUCAGUAUUUUGAAAUUUCUUUAUUUUGGUGUUAUUUGUGAUUAUAUAUAGACAUAGUACCCCUGGAAUGGUACCCCUGGAAAUUUGACGUCUUCGGAAACUUAAACACUAAAUAUUAUAUUGAUGUAACAGUUGUAAUUUGUGGGUACAAAGUACUUUUUUUUAA
Messenger RNA from Hydra vulgaris (swiftwater hydra), 3254 nucleotides. Its product is annotated as endosome/lysosome-associated apoptosis and autophagy regulator family member 2. Gene Ontology annotation, cellular component: membrane. The record is from RefSeq and is a predicted model, not a curated record. NCBI's taxonomy places the organism in Eukaryota, Metazoa, Cnidaria, Hydrozoa, Anthoathecata, Hydridae.